CCCCGCGCAGUGGUGGCUAGCCCUUCCCAAGUGUGCAGUUGUCUCCUCCCUGUCCAGCCCCGCGGCGGUCGUCCCGCGCCCAGCUGGGCUACAAGUGGCCGAGUGCUGCAGCCCUGCGCAGCGCGCUCUGCACACAGGCGUCUUGGCUUGCGGCUCCGCGGGCCCUACGAAGUUGAGCAGCUAGCUGCUCAGCCUGUGGCAUCUCCCGCGGGUCCCCAGCUCCCUGCCUCUCUCUCUCUCUCUCCCCCUUCCCUCGGAGCAGCGGGUCCUAGUGAGCCAGCAGUCCUCUCAGGGGCUUCCUGCCUGAAGUGUGCAACUAUGCUGCUAGGGGGAAUCCUGCUGGUAGUGCAAGCCUUACAGCUUGCCAGUGCCCUGGACCUGCCCGCUGGCUCCUGUGCCUUUGAAGAGGGCACUUGUGGCUUUGACUCGGUGUUUGCAUUUCUGCCUUGGAUUCUAAAUGAGGAAGGCCAUUACGUUUAUGUGGACACCUCUUUUGCCAAGCAAGGGGAGAAAGCCGUGCUGCUGAGCUCUGAUUUGCAGGCUGAGGAAUGGAACUGUCUUCGCCUGGUCUACCAGAUAACCACACCUCCGGGAGCCGUCUCGGAUCCCAGCCAGCUGAACCUCUAUGUGAGAUUUGAGGAUGAAAGUUUUGAUCGCUUGCUUUGGUCCACUAAGGAGCCUUCAGACAGCUGGCUCAUAGCCAGUCUGGAUCUUCAAAACAGCUCCAAGAAAUUCAAGAUUUUGAUCGAAGGUGUCCUGGGACAAGGAAACACGGCCAGCAUUGCCCUCUUUGAAAUCAAGAUGACAGCCGGCUACUGUAUUGAAUGUGACUUUGAAGAAAAUCAUCUGUGUGGCUUUGUGAACCGCUGGAACCCCAACGUGAACUGGUUUGUUGGAGGAGGAACUGUGAAGAACACCCACUCCAUCCUCCCAGAGGAUCACACGUUCAGGAGCGAGCAGGGCCAUUAUAUGUACGUGGACUCUGUUUACGUCAAGCACUUCCAGGAGGUGGCCCAGCUCAUCUCCCCGGUGACCACAGCCCCCAUGUCUGGCUGCCUCUCGUUCUAUUACCAGCUCCAGCAAGGGAACGACAAUGUCUUCUCUCUGUACACUCGGGAUAUGGCUGGCCUGUAUGAGGAGAUCUGGAAAGUGGACGGGCCAGGCAAUGCCGCCUGGAACCUUGCAGAGGUGGAGUUCAGUGCUCCUUAUCCCAUGGAGGUUAUUUUUGAAGUUGCUUUCAAUGGUCCCAAAGGAGGCUAUGUUGCCCUGGAUGAUAUUUCUUUCUCUCCUGUUCACUGCCAAAAUCAGACAGGGCUUCCUUUCAGCGCUGUGGACAGCAGCUGUGAUUUUGAGGAAGGCCUCUGCAACUUUCAUCAAGACAAAGAAGGUCCCGGUUGGACCAGGGUGAGAGUGAAACUGAACAUGUAUCGGGCAGGGGACCACACGACAGGAACUGGGCAUUACCUGCUGGCCAACACUAAGUUUACAUCCCAGCCUGGUUACAUUGGGAGGCUUUACGGUCCCUCCUUACCAGGAAACAUGCAGUACUGUGUGCGCUUUCAUUAUGCCAUCUUUGGGUUUUUGAAAAUGAGCGACACCCUGGCGGUUUAUAUCUUUGAAGAAAACCACGUGGUUCAAGAGAAGAUCUGGUCUGUGCUCGAGUCCCCGAGGGGUGUUUGGAUGCAAGCUGAAAUCAGCUUUAAGAAGCCCAUGCCCACAAAGGUGGUUUUCAUGAGCCUAUGCAAAAGCUUUUGGGACUGUGGACUUGUGGCCUUAGAUGACAUUACCAUACAAUUGGGAAACUGCCGGGCUCCAGAGAGACUUCCACCUCCACCUGGAGAGUGCACUUUCGAUCAAGAUGAAUGUGCGUUUACACAGGAAAAAAGAAACCGGAGCAGCUGGCACAGGGGGAGAGGAGAAACCCCCACCUCUUACACAGGACCCAAGGGAGAUCACACUACUGGGGUAGGCUACUACAUGUAUAUCGAGGCCUCCCACAUGGUGUAUGGACAAAAAGCACACCUCUUGUCCUGGCCCCUGAGAGGGGUCCCUGGGAAACACUGCUUGACUUUCUUCUACCACAUGUAUGGAGCAGGAACUGGCCUGCUGAGCGUUUUUUUGAAAACGGAAGAAGAGAGCAAAGAGUCCCUGUUGUGGAGAAGACAAGGGGAGCAGAGCAUCUCCUGGCUGCGGGCGCUGGUUGAAUACAGCUGCAGGCGGCAACACCAGAUAAUUUUUGAAGCCAUUCGGGGAAUGUCAAUAAGAAGUGAUAUUGCCAUUGAUGAUGUUAAAUUUCAGGCAGGACCAUGUACAGAAAUGGAAGACACAACUCAACAAUCAUCAGGAUAUUCUGAAGACUUAAAUGAAAUUGAGUAUUAAGAAUUACCUACAUUGGAUUAAGUAGACAAAAUUUGUACCUCUCUUCAAUCAAAGUGAAAACAGAAGAAAUGAAUACUGGAUAUUCUUAACUAUUGCAUAAGUUGAAAUGACUUCAGAACACCCCUUUCAUUACUUUUGAAAACUAUAUAUAUAUAUUGACUCAGGGCUUUCCUUUAUUAUUCCCCUGCACAUUUGACAACUGUUACUAGAAGUACAGGCUACUGGUUUUACAUAGAUCAUUUCAUCUUAAUGUUGGUGCCAGUUGAAAAUACAAACGUACUAUGUUAAAGUCAUUUCAAAGUGCACAUAUGAAGGGCACAAUCAAAGUGAAUGUGCAUAUUUAAGUCUGCAUUCAGUGAAUGUAUUGGGAGACUAGGUCUUGGUGGUUUUUCCUUUGAGUUUCAAGUAUGAAAAUUUGUCUUAAAUCAUGCAAGGUGUCAGUAAUAUCUGCAAAAUGAAUGCAGUUUUUAUGGUAACAAGUUAUUCUGGAAAUAAAGCAUCAUUUAUGGAUUUUAGUCACAGAAGAAAGCUAUAAAUCUUUUACUGUUUCACUAUAGGUACAGGAAAGGAGCUUUCAUGGAGCCCCAGGGUAAGUCCAUACUAAUUAGCACUGCAGUACAAGACAAUGCUACCUGCUUUCUUCUCCCUUUGAACUACCUUGGACAGGCACUAUGAGCACAUGGACAGAAAUGCACCUUUCAGUAAGGCAAGCUUGAAUUUUUCACGUACACACACCCAACAAUUUUCAUAAACUUAUUCAACAAUUUGACUGAUUUUUAUAAUAGAUGUUUUGGUGACGUUUUGAGUAAUAUGAGUUCAAGUACAUUUACUAAACUAUUGUUUUCUAGUUACUUAGAGAAUUGUAUAUAUGUGUGCAAUUGUGUGGCCAAGUAGCUGUUGUAAAACUUCAAAAUUAACUAAUAAAAGAUCAUUUGAAACUCCUUUCAUUAGCAAUUAACUCAUUUCUACAUUAUUUGUCUUUAUCAGAACAUAUUUAUUAUAUAAUUGUAAAUUCUAAUUUGAAUCUCUAUUCUGCCAUAAUUGUCUUA
Molecule: messenger RNA, 3428 nt
Organism: Peromyscus californicus insignis
Lineage: Eukaryota; Metazoa; Chordata; Mammalia; Rodentia; Cricetidae
Gene: Mamdc2
Product: MAM domain containing 2
Exons: 14
Coding region: 319-2379 (686 amino acids)
Cellular component (GO): membrane
Source: RefSeq, a predicted model, not a curated record